Triticum dicoccoides is the source of this 2283-nucleotide messenger RNA. The record is from RefSeq and is a predicted model, not a curated record. NCBI's taxonomy places the organism in Eukaryota, Viridiplantae, Streptophyta, Magnoliopsida, Poales, Poaceae.
GGCCACCGCCGCCACCACCAUGGCCGCCGCUGCCAGGGCCUCCACGGGAUCCAUCGCCAGGGCCGCUCUUCUAGUUGCGAUAGCCACCUCUGCCUCCCUGCCUGCCUCGGGAAGCAGAGUUCGCUGAGGAUUUGAAUCCGCCUCUGCCGUUUCCGUGGUACAGUUCGACCCGCUGAUCAAAAUUGGCCACCAGAGAGAAAAGGAGAUCGACCGUGAUGGGCUCGGUGCGGACAUCAAGCGCAGAGAUAAGUGGCUGGUAAUCCAUAUCAAGGCCGACGACGAUGAACAAGAUGAGUUCUGGCUCUCCGAGAGGUCUGCCCGCCGCCGCGAGCUCAUCGGAGAGGGAACGCAUAUAGCCGAAGUAUGUUGAGGCAGAUUGUGUGCCCUUUUGGGCGUUGGUGAGGGCAGCACGAAGAUUGUUGACGCGAGAGAGAGAGACCGCAGCAAACAUGUUGGAGAGCGCCGUCCAUAUUGCAUGCGAGGUCUCCAGUGAAGCCACCUGGACGAGGACCUCCUUGGAGAGAUUUUGGAGAAGGUAGGCAACGAUUUGCUGAUCUUGGACUAGCCAGGGGGCAUAGGCAGGGUUCGGCAUCUCCUGAUCCUUGCCGUCUUUAUCCUUGGCGAUGAUGGUCUUGGGAGGCUCCGCUAUGGUUUUGUCGACGUAGCCAUACAGGCCGGCGCCCAGUAUUUGGGAUCGGGCUUGAGCUUGCCAAAGGACAUAGUUCGUCCUGGUGAGAGGCUCGGAGAUGUUGUAGUCUAGGCCGGAGGAGGGAACAGCGGAGGAGGAGGACAUGGCGGCGGUGGAGUUGAUCGAUGGAGGUAGACGAGCUAGAUGCGAUGGAAAAGGCCUGCUCUGUAUACCAUGUAAACUAUUGUCGAAGCGUCUCAACUCCCUGGAGGGGACCCCGCGUGUAUAUAUAUUGAUAGCGAGGGGAGAACCUCUCGGGAGGAUUACAGGUCGUACGGUUAGAGGACUAACCGAGAGUUUACAGCAGAUAGGGAAUAGAGAUAGAUUACAACACCUUUAAACAGAAAAGAAACAUAUCCCUGUAUCCUAGAAGUAGCGCUCAAGACAUCUCUCGGAGGCCCAUGCUAUUGCAUGUUUAACAUCCAGCACAUCUGGAUAGCAUGGCUUUGGAGGAACUCUACCUAAGUUCAAACUGGCUCACAGGGUCAAUACCUUCGUUGCUGACAAAUAUCACUAUUUUAGAUAUCUCCAAGAAUAACUUUUCAGGAGUAAUACCAUCAAAUUUUGAAGGACCCCGGCUUCAAAUAUUGAUUAUCUAUUCAAACAGAAUUGGUGGGUACAUUUCAGAAUCUCUUUGCAAAUUGCAGCAGCUAGUUUAUCUGGAUUUGUCGAACAAUUCUUUGGAGGGUGAAAUUCCUCUUUGUUUUCCCAUCCAAAAAACACAAUUUCUACUGCUCAGUAACAACAGUUUAUCAGGAAAAUUGCCAGCAUCUUUGCAGAAUAACACAGCUAUUAAGUUCUUGGACCUUUCAUGGAACAAGUUGUCUGGAAGACUGCCUUCAUGGAUAGGAGAUCUGGGGAACUUGUGUUUUUUACUACUGAGCCACAAUACAUUUUCUGGUAGUAUUCCAAUUAAUAUAACAAGCCUUCGGCAUCUUCAAUACUUGGAUCUAUCAUGCAACAAUUUCUCUGGUGCAAUACCUGGGCAUCUAUCAAACCUAACACUCAUGAAAAUAAUACAAACGGAAUUCAUGGAUAUGGAUGAUGUACAUGAUUUGGGAGACAAUUCCCUGGAGAUUGGGGUUGGUCACCUUGGAGAAAUAUUGUCAGUAGUUACGAAAGGACAGCAACUUCUAUAUGGUACAACACUUGUAUAUUUUGUGAGCAUUGAUUUAUCAUGUAACUCCUUGACUGGUGAAAUCCCUACAGACAUCACGUCCCUUGCUGCACUGAUGAACUUGAAUUUAUCAUCGAACAAAUUGAGUGGAAAAAUUCCAAACAUGAUUGGCACCAUGCAGUCAUUGGUAUCCCUUGACCUCUCCGAGAACAAGUUCUCCGGUGAAAUCCCAUCGAGCUUGUCAAGUCUGACAUCUUUGGCCGCUCUGAACCUGUCCUACAACAAUUUGUAUGGAAGGAUACCUUCUGGCCGCCAACUUGACACCCUCAAUUCGGACAACUUGUCAAUUAUGUACAUUGCAACAGUGGGCUCUGUGGGCCUCCUCUCCAAAAUAAUUGUUCAGGAAAUGAUUCUUUCAUCAUCCAUGGCGAUCUAGAAAGCAGGAAGCAACAGUUUGAUCCACUGACCUUUCAUUUUG